Molecule: messenger RNA, 336 nt
Organism: Podarcis lilfordi (Lilford's wall lizard)
Lineage: Eukaryota; Metazoa; Chordata; Lepidosauria; Squamata; Lacertidae
Source: the annotation of a GenBank genome assembly
AUGUUUAAAAAGAACGAAUCUCCGUUGCGCCAGGCCAUCAGUCAUUUUGCUCCUUUUAUCCUGCAAACCCUUGUGGGAUUGGCUCUGGUGGUAGUUCAUAAUGAUGCCCUUCAUAGGAGAACAGCUGCCGGUGCUCACCUGUUUUCUCGCCCAACCAGCGACUGGGAGAAAUUCUUCAAUUUAGCAAACAAACUUAAGCCGUUAUUAGAAAUGACAGGGGAACCUGAUGAAAUUGUACUUUCAAUUGGAAAACAAAAUUGCAAUCAGGCCGACAUGAUUUCCUCGUGGCCGGACCACGCUAAUGCCGAGCGGCGAAACACGGGCAAAUGUAUUUAA